Monomorium pharaonis (pharaoh ant) is the source of this 2414-nucleotide messenger RNA. RefSeq names its product mitochondrial intermediate peptidase. Bases 226 to 2301 code for a protein of 691 amino acids. Lineage: Eukaryota; Metazoa; Arthropoda; Insecta; Hymenoptera; Formicidae. Gene Ontology annotation, biological process: peptide metabolic process. The transcript has 10 exons. Gene Ontology annotation, cellular component: mitochondrion. The record is from RefSeq and is a predicted model, not a curated record. Gene Ontology annotation, molecular function: metalloendopeptidase activity.
AAACAUUAUAACUAUCUGUUUGUUAAGGCGAUUUUUGGCGCUCGUUUGGUACAUGCAUCAAAGCGUACUAAACUGUACUAGAACCAAUAACAUAUAAGUAAAGUUUUAUCUUAUUGGUACAGUUUGGUACAUGUACUAAACAUCGCCAAAAAUCACCUUUAAUUACCAGAAAUUUACAAAUGACUGGUCCUUUAUGAUAUAAUUUCCAAAGUGUACUUCCAAAGAAUGCUACGAGUACUUCAGAGACAAAUCUUACGAAAUGCCAGGAAAUUGAACACAUGGUCGCCCCUUGCCACGGCAUUUAAUUCUACUGUCAAAGAUGAGAGUCACCCGGCAAGUAUGUCAGAGAAAGAAGUGGGAUUGUUUUGCAUACCAGAGUUAAAAACUGAAAAUGGCUUUGUUAUAUUGAAAAAUUGUGUGUUGGCUGAAGUCAAUGUUCUCAUCGAGGAAGCAACGAGCAAGAAUAGAAAGAGAAAAAUGGUAGAGAUAUUUGAUGAAUUGUCCAAUACGCUAUGUAAAGUAGCUGAUAUGGCAGAGUUUAUUAGGAUUGCUCAUCCUGAUCAACGAUAUGUUCGAGCUGCUGAAGACGCUUGUAUAACUAUUAGUGGUGUAGUUGAAAAACUAAACACACAUCGUGAGUUAUACGAUUCGCUAAAACAAGUGACAAGUAAUGGUGAUAUUCAAGCAACGUCUGAUAUAGAUGAUCAUGUAGCCAAAUUAUUUCUGUUUGAUUUUGAGCAAUGUGGUAUACAUUUGCCGGAAAGACAGAGAAGAAGAGUGGUGGAGCUAAACGAUUAUAUCUUGCAAGUUGGUCAAAAGUUUAUGGCUGGUGCCGUUGCCCCAAAAACAGUUAACGCCGAUGUGUUACCUGACAUUAUUAGGCAGUAUUUUAUAACGGAGAAUGGUCAGAUAUUAGUGCAAGGAUUUUACACAGACUCUUCUAACACCGCUGUUCGCGAAGCAGCGUAUAAAUUAUUUUUAUUCCCGGAUAAGGAGCAAGAAUAUUUGUUGCAUGAACUCUUGCACUCUAGGCAUCUAUUGGCAGAAUCAUGUGGAUUUGUGUCGUACGCACACAGAGCUGUAAAAGGGAGUACGGUAAAAUCGCCGGAUGUCGUAAAGGAAUUUCUCAAUAUAUUAAACGACAAUUUGCAGCCUAAAGCGUUACAAGAUUUUCAAGAGAUGCAAAAGAUGAAAAAUGCUGAAUCACGAAUAAAACAAAAAUUGAUGCCAUGGGAUACUCCUUAUUUCAUGGCAAAGGCGAAGAAAGCUUGGUUAAAUACUUCUACCACCGAAUUUACUCCAUACUUUUCUCUUGGUGCUUGUAUGGAGGGUUUAAAUUUCCUUACACAAUCAUUGUACAAAGUUAAGCUCGAAUCUGUCCCAGUUUUAUCUGGAGAAGUAUGGGCAACUAAUGUUCACAAAUUAGCUGUAAUAGAUCAAGAGGAAGGAAUCUUGGGUUACAUCUACUGCGAUUUCUACGAAAGAGCAGGAAAGCCUAAUCAAGACUGCCACUUUACGAUCCAAGGUGGAAAGCAGCUUUCAGAUGGCUCUUAUCAGAUUCCCAUUGUUGUACUUAUGCUAUCUUUGCCGCAUCCACGUUGGUCAAAUCCAUGUUUAUUGAGUCCGUCAUCCGUAGACAAUUUGUUUCACGAAAUGGGACACGCGUUACACUCUAUGCUCGGUCGAACGAAAUAUCAGCAUGUUACCGGUACUAGAUGCAGCACAGAUUUUGCGGAAGUGCCAAGUAUAUUAAUGGAAUAUUUUGCGAGUGAUCCUAGGGUUGUAUCGAAGUUUGCAAAGCAUUUCCAAACUCAAGAACCGAUGCCAGAAAACUUAUUGCACAAACUAUGCGCUUCGAAGAACAUCUUUUAUGCCUCCGAAUUACAGAAUCAAGUCUUUUAUAGUAUGUUGGAUCAAGUGUAUCAUAGUGGUAAGCUAACGAAAUCUACCACUGAGAUUUUAGAAGAUGUACAAAAGGAAUAUUACGGCCUUCCAUACGUGAAAAACACAGCAUGGCAAUUAAGAUUCUCUCAUUUAGUCGGCUACGGUGCAAAAUAUUAUUCUUAUCUAAUAUCUCGUGCAAUUGCUGCAUGGAUUUGGCAAACCUACUUUCACAGUGAUCCUUUCUGUCGAUCAUCAGGCAAUCGUUAUAGAAAAGAAUGCUUGGCGCACGGAGGUGGUAAACCAGCAUCACUGUUAGUGUCGGAUUUCUUAAAUAAGGAAGCUAACGCUGUUACGUUUGCAAAAUCGUUAAUUAAUGAGGUUGACAUGAAAAAUAUACGUAUGCAAACAAUAAAGUAGUCCAACAAUGUAAAUUUUCUUUGUACAGUUAUGGAGUAGAUGUAUGUUCAUAUAUGAAUAUUUACAGCCUUGUUACACAUUUCCUGCAAUAAAAUACAUUCUUAUAAGAAAAA